AUGAAGCAGGCGGCAGUCCAUGCGAAGGCCGAAUACUUCAACUCCAAACCCGGGCCUUCGGCUCGGAAGGAGGAAUCGGCAACCAAAAGUUAUCCAAGCCGAACCGAGGACUCGUCGGCAGGACACAAACGGAAGGACGACCGGGAUUGCCGUCAAGGGAACUCAAAGAAAGGACGUGGGAAGUACGGUCGUAACGACCACCGGGCGCCCCUACCGAAUCACGAUCGUGCUCAGGAAGUCUUCACCCUUCUGAACACGACGUACGAGACCGUUCUAAUGAACGAACAUGACCAGAUCCCGAAGCCGACCAACCGGAAGCCCAAUCGGCAGGAUAAUCGGGACACUGGCAAAUUCUGCCGAUAUCACCAGCAGAACAGCCACAAUACCGAAGAUUGCAUCAGUCUGAGGAAAAUUGUCGAACGCCUGAUUCGGGAAGGGAAAGUUGGAUCAGUACCUUGCCAGGCCGCCACAGGCCCCGGCACCAAACGCGAAUCGGCAGAUCAACAUGAUCAACACGAUCAGCGGUGGCCCCACCCUGGCGGGGCCCUCUAA
Messenger RNA from Prunus armeniaca (apricot), 552 nucleotides. The record is from the annotation of a GenBank genome assembly. Lineage: Eukaryota; Viridiplantae; Streptophyta; Magnoliopsida; Rosales; Rosaceae.